AAACAAAAACCGGGCCUGCACCCGCCUACGCGGCGGGGCUUACGCCUAGAGGGUUCACCCGCCUCGCACACCCUGCACUGGGCCGCGACACCGAGACGCAGGGAUUUGUAGAACGUGAGGCCACGAGGCUAGGUCUUCCCGCUUGCCUCCGGUCCUCACCUUCCCGUGGGCGCGCGGGGCUAGCGCCCGGCUCCGUUUAAAGCCUUCCUUCCCUCCCCCCAACCCCCUAUAAAAGUCCAGGGCGGCGCGGCAGCGGCACUGCUGCUCUCCCGGCCUCCCGCACUGCUCCGGCCCGGCCCGGCCCGGCCCGGCCCGCCCCGUCUGGCCAGCUGGACAGGCCCGGCCGCACUGCGCGGACACCCUUUCCCUGCUCCGGCCCGCAGUGCGGGGCGGCACGCUGGGGGCGCGGUGUGUCUGGGGACAUCUUGUGAUGUUGGCGAGAACAGGACAUGAUCUCACAUGGCGAGAAGCUCUUUAGUUCCUUAAUCAUUUCACGGUGCCUUCGGACGCUUUUUUUCCACCUAAAACGUUUAGUUUCAGCUCAGUGAUCAGCUACCCCAGCUCGGCGGGGGAGCGGAAGGCUUGAAUUAUUCCGACCUGUGAGCGGUCCCUGGCACCAAAAAAAAAAAAAAGAAAAGAAAGAAAGAAAAGAAAGAAAGAAAGAAAGAAAGAAAGAAAGAAAGAAAGAAAAGAAAAGAAAAGAAAAGAAAAGAAAAGAAAGAAGGAAAGAAAAAAAAAGAAAGGAAGAAAAGGAAAAGGAAAAAAGAAAAGAAAAGAAAAAAGAAACAAAAAAGUGGAAACUUUUUUCCCCUGUUAACUUCAAGUUCUGAAAAAAUCAAAAUGGAUUUAGAGAAAAAUUACCCGACUCCUCGGACCGGCAGGACAGGCGCAGCUCUCGGCGAUCUCCAGCGGAGCAGCUCUGAGAGAGGCCCCGGAGCUCCAGCAGCGUUUUCUGAGCCCAGGUCGCACAGUACCCGGCCUGGCGGCAGGGCUCCCUAGCCGCGCUGGGCAGCCCCUUGGCGCCGGGAGGCGGCGGCGUCGGCCGGCCUGCAGUCUGGAGCGCCCCGAUGGAAAUACACUGUAAGCACGACCCGUUUGCAUCCAUGCAUAGACAUGGAGGAGUGAAUCAGCUUGGGGGGGUUUUUGUGAAUGGACGGCCACUCCCGGAUGUAGUCCGCCAAAGGAUAGUGGAACUCGCUCAUCAAGGUGUCAGGCCCUGUGACAUCUCAAGGCAGCUUCGAGUCAGCCAUGGUUGUGUCAGCAAAAUUCUCGGCAGGUAUUAUGAGACGGGGAGCAUCAAGCCUGGAGUAAUUGGAGGAUCCAAACCAAAGGUCGCCACGCCCAAAGUGGUGGAAAAAAUCGCUGAGUAUAAACGCCAAAAUCCCACCAUGUUUGCCUGGGAGAUCAGGGACCGGCUGCUGGCGGAACGAGUGUGUGACAAUGACACAGUGCCCAGCGUCAGUUCCAUCAACAGGAUCAUCCGGACGAAAGUACAACAACCACCCAACCAGCCAGUCCCAGCUUCCAGUCACAGCAUAGUGUCCACGGGCUCCGUGACGCAGGUGUCGUCGGUGAGCACGGACUCGGCCGGCUCCUCGUACUCCAUCAGCGGCAUCCUGGGCAUCACGUCCCCCAGCGCCGACACCAACAAGCGCAAGAGGGAUGAAGGUAUUCAGGAAUCUCCAGUGCCCAACGGUCACUCGCUGCCGGGCAGAGAUUUCCUCCGGAAGCAGAUGCGGGGAGACCUGUUUACGCAGCAGCAGCUGGAGGUGCUGGACCGCGUGUUUGAGAGGCAGCACUACUCGGACAUCUUCACCACCACGGAGCCCAUCAAGCCCGAACAGUGGUGCCCCGUGCUGAUGAGACAAUACUUGGUGCAGCCCCAGGCAGUCCUUUUCCAGACCACUGAGUAUUCAGCGAUGGCCUCGCUGGCUGGAGGGCUGGAUGACAUGAAGGCCAACCUGACCAGUCCCACCCCUGCCGACAUCGGGAGCAGCGUGCCUGGGCCACAGUCCUACCCCAUUGUGACAGGCCGUGACUUGGCGAGCACGACCCUCCCCGGGUACCCUCCGCACGUCCCCCCCGCCGGACAGGGCAGCUACUCAGCACCGACGCUGACAGGGAUGGUGCCUGGGAGUGAGUUUUCCGGGAGCCCCUACAGCCACCCUCAGUAUCCCUCGUACAACGACUCCUGGAGGUUCCCCAACCCGGGGCUGCUCGGCUCCCCGUACUAUUACAGCGCUGCGGCCCGAGGAGCUGCCCCACCUGCGGCCGCCACUGCCUACGACCGUCACUGACCCUCGGAGCAAGGCGGGCGCCAAGCACUUAUAAUACAUAUCACUGAGGGCAAUAGCCUCUCAGCCCCUCCGAAGACAGCCAGAGGGGCCCAGUGAGACCAUCCCCCAGCAAUCCCCUCUCGCCUGAAACUCCCUCCCAACCUUCUCCUGCCAGGGAGCUGGGGUUCUAUGGUAAGGCCAUUGGACUUCUAGACACACGUCCAUUUCUAAGAGUCAAUCAGUGAGCUUCUCCCAACAGCAACCAGGUCUCUGCAAAGCCACAGACUAUUCUGAAGACAACUGUAGCCCUAGCCUAGCCUGCCAGACCCCAGCUGACUGACCAUCCACCUGUCUUCCUGCCCCAGGCCUGGGAAGGAGAGCUUGCUUUUGUCACUUCAACUGCACCCGUGUAAAUACCUUCUUGCUUUUUUGUGGGCCUGAGGGUCCAACUGAGCAGACUGCCCAUCCAUUAUGCAUCCAGUACUCCUGAUGUGUCACAGGACAUCUUAGACCUGUGUGCAGAGCAUCCCCUCUGUCCUGGCUGUCCCGUACAGGUGGGCUCGGAGUUGUCCUUGAGACUAAGGAUGCCCACCUCCGGGCACAGCCUUACUGCUCAUUGCUACUUCUUUAACGUCUGGACUAAGAGGCUCAUCGAGCUGGUUAUGCUUCAAGCUUACCCCCUGAGAUCCCUCCUCGGGAGAAACACACUGGAGAGAUGCCCUGACUUCCUGAUUCCGUUUUUUUUGGCCCCAGUGCAGUGUGAGCAGCUCUUUUCCAUAUCAAAGGACUCAAAGAGAACAAAGAACUGUCUGGGAGAUUGAUUCCUCAGCUACAAAGUCUAAAGAUACUGUCCAAGGUGCUGACUGCAUUGUGGACUUGGAAUUCUGGGGCUGGACAGGACCCAGAAGACCAUAGUCCAAGGCAGGGACUCCCAAGCCCCUGGAACCACUGAACUGAACUGGGAUGUAUUUUCUGAGGCAUGCCCAGGCUCAAAUCACAUUGGACACCCACCGUGGACCUUUCUCCCACCAUCCAGGAUGCCAGAAAGUGGAUUCGGGCAAGCCUGUCCCUGGCACGUAGACAAUAAUUAACAAAAAAGACAUUAUUGCACUGAGGACCACAAACACCUACAGCAGUCAGCCAGAGCUUCCCAAUUAGCCCCUCCCUGUCCCCAUUGAGCCUAGUAUGCAGCUAGGAAUAGAGGUGCUGGGGUAGGAGCAGAUGCCUAACUUUGCACAGUGGGUAUAUACCUAUUGAUGCAAGGGGUGGUGAUGGUCAGGGCCAUGGCCAAGGACCCUGGGAGCUUGGAGACCUCAGUGGAUGCUGGAGUGGUCAGAAAAAACACUUGGGAAGAUGUGGGGGACAGAGGAAGGCCUUUCAGGAGGGGAUCAGGAUAAGUAGUAAGGAAAUGCUGUGUGAACUGGGAGUGGUUUUGAAAUAGGAGUGCCAGGGGCCACUAUCCCUUUGCCUGGAGCCUCAAUUCCUUCAGUAGUCUUUCUUGCCAAGUCAGAACAACAAGAUGAAGGCCCUGUCCCGAUCUAGGCUUAAUUACAUAGAUGAAAAUAGACUUUGUCAUCUCGUAUGACAGGGUCUCUGAUGUUUGCAUGUCACCAAGUUGGCAAAGAGCUGGGGCAGUGCAGAGCCUGGGGUUACUGGGCCUGGGAGGUCUUGUCCUGGCCACACCACUUCUUUGCUGUGUGACCUCGGACUAGACCUUCCCCUUUGAGCCUCGGCUGACUUGGUACAGCUGGGUCACCUACAAGGCCAUCCUCCAGUUAUCUCCUUGCCUUCCUCUUUCCCAGGGUGCUGGGGCUGUAGCUGGGCCAUCCGGGGGCAGGUCUUCUACUUCUGAGCAAGCAUAGGGGGUGGGACCUAUGGGAAUAUUUGGACCAAAUGGGAAAUAAGAACAUGCAGAGGGAUGGGAAUCUGCCUUGAAAAGAUAUAGUCCAGCUCCCCCCAGGGGAAACUGAGGCCCAGUUUGGGGAAGCCUAGAACAAUGCAGGGAAAUAGAACAGAUCCUUGGCUACCGCGUGUUUACUCCCCAACAUCCUACAAGGUGGUGGGAGAGAAGAG
Messenger RNA from Mustela lutreola (European mink), 4349 nucleotides. RefSeq names its product paired box 5 (gene PAX5). Gene Ontology annotation, biological process: anatomical structure development; regulation of transcription by RNA polymerase II. Lineage: Eukaryota; Metazoa; Chordata; Mammalia; Carnivora; Mustelidae. Bases 1068 to 2297 code for a protein of 409 amino acids. Gene Ontology annotation, molecular function: DNA-binding transcription factor activity, RNA polymerase II-specific; RNA polymerase II cis-regulatory region sequence-specific DNA binding. The transcript has 12 exons. The record is from RefSeq and is a predicted model, not a curated record.